ACCAUUCUUUCAUUGCAAGCUUAAUUAGCUACUACUCCCACUACUAGCUACUCCUCUCUUCAAUUGAAGCUUUGAAAAAUCUGUUUUGGGUUUUUCUGAGGAUUGGGAAUUGUGCCAAUUUUCAGUUUGGGUUUUUAAUUACUUGCACAAACUUUGAUAGAUACACCAUCAAAGCUUGACCUGUGUUGUUGCUGGGUUUGCUCUGUUUUUGGUGUGUUAUAUUCAAAGAUGGGUGACAAUAAUGCAAAGAACCAGGUUUUUGAUGUCUCAGUUAAUGUUCUUCAACGAGGGAACUCCAAGUUCUUUGAUGAUGAUGGUCGUCCCAAAAGAACUGGGAGUGUUUGGACCGCAAGUGCACACAUAAUAACAGCUGUGAUUGGGUCUGGUGUUCUGGCUCUAGCUUGGGCAAUAGCACAGCUUGGUUGGAUUGCAGGCCCUGCUGUAAUGUUAUUGUUCUCCUUUGUGACUUACUACACUUCAACUCUUCUUGCUGCCUGUUAUCGCUCUGGUGACCCUGUUAAUGGCAAGAGAAACUACACUUACAUGGAUGCUGUUAGGUCCAAUCUUGGUGGUGUGAAGGUGAAGAUUUGUGGGGUAGCUCAGUACUUGAACCUUUUCGGGGUGGCAAUUGGGUACACGAUUGCAUCAUCAAUAAGCAUGAUGGCAAUCAAGAGGUCUAAUUGCUUCCACAGCAGUGGAGGGAAGAACCCAUGUAGAAUGAAUAGCAAUCCAUACAUGAUUGCUUUUGGGAUUAUUGAAAUCAUCUUCUCACAAAUCCCAGAUUUUGAUCAACUAUGGUGGCUUUCCAUUCUAGCUGCAGUUAUGUCCUUCACUUACUCAUCAAUUGGUCUUGGUCUUGGAAUUGCUCAAACCGCAGAAAAUGGAACAAUAAAAGGAAGUCUAACUGGCAUCAGCAUUGGCACAGUCACUCAAACACAAAAGAUAUGGAAGAGCUUCCAAGCACUUGGAGACAUUGCUUUUGCCUACUCAUACUCCAUGAUCCUAAUUGAAAUUCAGGACACAAUUAGGUCACCACCAUCAGAAUCAAAGACAAUGAAGAGGGCAUCAUUGGUUAGUGUUGUUGUCACAACAAUAUUUUACAUGCUAUGUGGGUGUAUGGGUUAUGCUGCUUUUGGAGACAUGUCACCAGGAAAUCUCCUAACUGGGUUUGGUUUCUACAACCCAUAUUGGCUACUUGACAUAGCCAAUGCUGCUAUUGUGAUUCACUUAGUUGGUGCAUACCAAGUCUAUUCUCAACCCUUAUUUGCCUUCAUUGAAAAACAAGCAGCUUCAACAUACCCAGAUAGCCAAUUCAUCAACAAAGACAUCAAGGUCCCGAUUCCGGGUUUUCGACCUUAUAAUCUCAACCUCUUCAGAUUGGUUUGGAGGACAGUUUUUGUGAUCAUAACCACAGUUAUUUCUAUGGUGUUGCCGUUCUUUAACGACGUCGCUGCACUACUUGGUGCACUGGGAUUCUGGCCUCUCACAGUUUACUUUCCUGUGGAGAUGUACAUUGCACAAAAGAAGAUACCCAGAUGGAGCACGAGAUGGGUUUGUCUACAAACACUAAGCAUGGUUUGUCUCAUGAUCAGCAUUGCUGCCACUGUUGGGUCUAUUGCAGGAGUUGUUGAAGAUCUCAAGUCUUAUAAGCCCUUUCAGACCACUUACUAGGUUUAUACACAAAUUCCAUAAGUAUCACAAUUGGUACAAGGAAAUAAGAAACAACAGAAUGAGCUAGGAUUUCAAUUCUUGUUCAUGUUCAUAUGUAAUAUUUGUCAAUUUGAUUUACAAUUUCAAAAGAGAAGGGGCCUUGCCCAUGUAUGAAUUUAAGAAGGAGCCUCUCUCUCUCUCUCUCUCUCUCAAAUCUAUGUAAAUUUCUCUGUGGUCCAAUGCAAAAAUUUCAAGAACAACGAUUUUUCUU
Molecule: messenger RNA, 1921 nt
Organism: Tripterygium wilfordii
Lineage: Eukaryota; Viridiplantae; Streptophyta; Magnoliopsida; Celastrales; Celastraceae
Product: amino acid permease 3
Exons: 5
Coding region: 229-1671 (480 amino acids)
Cellular component (GO): plasma membrane
Source: RefSeq, a predicted model, not a curated record